UAUAAUUGCCUAGAGUUGGUUGGUGUUCUCACGGCAGCAUUUACAAGAGGACCAGAUCAAAUGCCUUGUGUGAGAAAGCUGCUCUUGAUUGGUCAGAAUUUCCAUGUGGGAAAAAUCCAGGAAGUAAAGCAAACGUUGAAGAAGAGUACACUUGCAAGAUAAAUGUGACACUUUCUAAUGUCACAAUGGAGGGACAACUACGCAGGUUGAUUUUAGCGCUGCUCAUCGUGGACUAUAUUGCUGUCAUUGUUCAUUUUAGUCAAAGCAUACAGUUUGAAAACGAGGCAAACGCGGCUCCAACUAGAAAACAAUGUUUUGAUGCAUUGGAUGUGCUGAAUGUGCAUAUUAAGGCAGUACAGGAGGAGGUGCACAUUAAUAAUCCUCCAGGACUGUAACAUGCUCAUGUUUAACCCAAACAAUGUGUCAUGUGACUGCAGUUGCUUCACAUCCAGGUCGCAACACCUUCUCACCACAAACCAACCGCACCAGAGUUCCUUUGGAACCGGACUGAGACCACCUCUUCAAGAAGGUCUCGGCCCAGUUGUUUUUGUUGUGUUCACACCUGCACAAACGAACCGCACUGAGGGGGCAAACACACCUGAGUUCAACUGAACCAAACCAAACAGGGCAGGUGUGAAAAAACCCUCAGACUCUCCCUGGGUCUGUGUCUGCAGCUUCCUGUAUCGUAGAGCAGCACAAAAGAGAGGAGUGCUCACUCUGCAGCUGAAUCUUGGAACCAAAACAUUGCCAGUAGUGUACUGACUGACACACACAAAAAAACUCACACUGCUUGACUUGAAGGAAUCUGAGUCAACUGAAGUGUCUCCAACUGAUGAUUCUAGAUCCCUGACUUUCAGGGUGCAGCCAUAGUGUAUAACUAUCACAUUAGAAUUACCAGGCUCUAUCUGCGUUCUGAGAGGUUUUGAGAUAUUGAGUUUUUAAGUUUUGCAUUAACAAAAAUAGCAUAAAUGAUGUAAACCACACAUUAAUCAGUGUUUGUAUUUCUAUGAGGCUCCAACAACAGAGACAAGUCUAUCCUGCACCCAGCUGUGUGUCCAUCAGCAGUGACUGGUCUAUGGGUCUACCUACUACCUUCAAAAAUGGACACCAGUCUGAACAGAAAAUCCGACAUGAGAGACCAGUCUCUCCUGGACUUGGACCAGAACCUGGAUCCAGCUGUGUAUCCAUGAAGAGUGAAGCAUCCAUAGACCUCCCACUUUUUUUUAAAGGACAAAAUUCUUCUGAAACACGGAUCCAGCAGCGAGGACGAGACUGUCCUGUCCCAACCUGUGUGUCCAUAAAGAGUGACCGCUCUAUGCCUCUAUAUGUUUGUUUCAAAGAUCAGGAAAACUCUGCCAAGCAGAGAGGUCAUCAGGAAAAUUCAAAUGUUCCCAGUGGUCAGCCUGCCCAGCAACAUCCAACAGAUCUGGACUCCAUAUUCAUGCUGCUUGAGAAGAACAUUGUCAGUUUUGUGAAGAACGAACUGAAGAGGUUUCACAGGAUUAUGAAUCCAGAUUACCCAGAAUGCUUAGAGAGUCAGUGUGAGGAUGAAAAGUGGUUGGACAGUGAGGAUGUGAAGCAGAGGAGGAGCAGCAGAGAGGCGUUUCUGAACAUCACACUGAAUUUCCUGAGGAGAAUGAAGCAGGAGGAGCUGGCUGACUAUCUGCAGAACAGAAUUCAGCUGUGCCAACGUAAAUUCAAAUCUAACCUGCAGAAGAAGUUCCAGUGUGUGUUUGAGGGGAUCGCUAAAGCAGGAAACCCAACCCUUCUGAAUCAGAUCUACACAGAGCUCUACAUCACAGAGGGAGGGACUGCAGAGGUCAAUGAUGAACAUGAGGUCAGACAGAUUGAAACAGCAUCCAGGAAACCAGACAGACCAGAAACAACCAUCAGACAAGAAGACAUCUUUAAAGCCUCACCUGGAAGAGGCAAACCAAUCAGAACAGUGAUGACAAAGGGAGUGGCUGGCAUUGGGAAAACAGUCUUAACACAGAAGUUCACUCUGGACUGGGCUGAAGACAAAGCCAACCAGGACAUACAGUUCACAUUUCCAUUCACUUUCAGAGAGCUGAAUGUGCUGAAAGAGAAAAAGUACAGCUUGGUGGAACUUGUUCAUCACUUCUUUACUGAAACCAAAGAAGCAGGAAUCUGCAGGUUUGAAGAGUUCCAGGUUGUGUUCAUCUUUGACGGUCUGGAUGAGUGUCGACUUCCUCUGGACUUCCGCAACAAUGAGAUCCUGACUGAUGUUACAGAGUCCACCUCAGUGGAUGUGCUGCUGACAAACCUCAUCAGGGGGAAACUGCUUCCCUCUGCUCGCCUCUGGAUAACCACACGACCUGCAGCAGCCAAUCAGAUCCCUCCUGACUGUGUUGACAUGGUGACAGAGAUCAGAGGGUUCACUGACCCACAGAAGGAGGAGUACUUCAGGAAGAGAUUCAGAAAGAAGCAGGCCAGCAGAAUCAUCUCCCACAUCAAGACAUCACGAAGCCUCCACAUCAUGUGCCACAUCCCAGUCUUCUGCUGGAUCACUGCUACAGUUCUGGAGGAUGUGAUGAAGACCAGAGAGGAAGGAGAGCUGCCCAAGACCCUGACUGAUCUGUACAUCCACUUCCUGGUGGUUCAGACCAAAGUGAAGAACAUCAAGUAUGAUGGAGGAGCUGAGACAGAUCAUCACUGGAGUCCAGAGAGCAGGAAGAUGAUUGAGUCUCUGGGAAAACUGGCUUUUGAUCAGCUGCAGAAAGGCAACCUGAUCUUCUAUGAAUCAGACCUGACAGAGUGUGGCAUCGAUAUCAGAGCAGCCUCAGUGUACUCAGGAGUGUUCACACAGAUCUUUAAAGAGGAGAGAGGACUGUACCAGGACAAGGUGUUCUGCUUCGUCCAUCUGAGUGUUCAGGAGUUUCUGGCUGCUCUUCAUGUCCAUCUGACCUUCAUCAACUCUGGAGUCAAUCUGAUGGAAGAAGAACCAACAGGCACCUCCCAGCUGUCUAAAGUCUUCAGAGACAAACCCACACUAACACAUCUCCACCAGAGUUCUGUGGACAAGGCCUUACAGAGUCCAAAUGGACACCUGGACUUGUUCCUCCGCUUCCUCCUGGGUCUGUCACUGCAAACCAAUAAGACCUCCUUACAAGGUCUGCUGACACAGACAGGGAGCUGCUCAGAGACCAAUCAGACAACAGUUGAGUACAUCAAGAGGAAGAUCAGUGAGAAUCUGUCUGCAGAGAGAAGCAUCAACCUGUUCCACUGUCUGAAUGAACUGAAUGAUCAUUCUCUAGUGGAGGAGAUCCAACAGUACCUGAGUUCAGGACGUCUCUCCACAGAUAAACUGUCUCCUGCUCAGUGGUCAGCUCUGGUCUUCAUCUUACUGUCAUCAGAAGAAGGUCUGGAAGUGUUUGACCUGAAGAAAUACUCUGCUUCAGAGGAGGCUCUUCUGAGGCUGCUGCCAGUGGUCAAAGCCUCCAACAAAGCUCUGCUGGAUGACUGUAACCUCUCAGAGAGAAGCUGUGAAGCUCUGUCCUCAGUUCUCAGCUCUCCAUCCUCUCUAAGAGACCUGGACCUGAGUAACAAUGACUUGCAGGAUUCAGGAAUGAAGCUUCUUUCCACUGGACUGCAGAGUCCACACUGUGAACUGGAAACUCUCAGGCUGUCAGGCUGUCUGAUCUCAGAGGAAGGCUGUGUUGAUCUGGCCUCAGCUCUGAGCUCCAACCCCUCCCAUCUGAGAGAGCUGGACCUAAGCUACAAUCAUCCAGGAGACUCAGGAAUGAAGCUGCUGUCUGCUGGACUAAAGGGUCCAGACUGGAGACUGGACACUGUCAGGGUGGAUUACUGCAGUAGGAAGAGGCUGGAACGUGGUCUGAGCAAAUAUUUCUGUGAACUCACCCUGGACACAAACACAUUAAACAGACACCUCAAACUGUCCGACAACAACAGGAGGGUGACAUGGUCACUGAAGUGUCAACCAUAUCCUGAUCACUCAGACAGGUUUGACUAUUGCUGGCAGCUGCUGUGUACAGAUGGUCUGACUGGUAGAUGUUACUGGGAGGUGGAGUGGAGAGGAAAGAUCGUUAUUGCAGUGACUUACCGAGGAAUCGGUAGAAGAGGACAGGAUGGUGUCUGCAGGCUGGGAUGGAACAAUCAGUCCUGGAGUCUAUACUGCUCCAAUAAACGUUACUGUGUUUGUCAUAAUAACAAAGUCACAGCCAUCUCCCACCGCCCCUCCUCUCGCACAGUAGCAGUGUAUGUGGACUGUCCUGCUGGCAUCCUGUCCUUCUACAGAGUCUCCUCUGACUCACUGAUCCACCUCCACACCUUCAACACCACCUUCACUGAGCCUCUGUACCCUGGCUUUGGGUUCGGGGUUAGUAUUAAAUCCAGCUCCUCAGUGUUUCUGUGUGAGCCAUAGGAUGGAGUCUCCUGGAGAAAGAAACACACCAGUGACGGAGAGGACCGACUGAAAUUGCUCAUCUUGUGUAAUAUCACACACGGAUGUGCAUUAAAAAACAUUUUAACAUCAGCACAAUCAAAUUUUGUAUAUUGAACGAGGUGAAAUUAGUUCCUGAGAGCUGAACUCACUGUGGUGACUCUAUGUUUGUAGUAAGACACAUCCUGGGGCAGCAGUAGCUCAGUCAAUAGGGAGCUGGGUUUGGAACCAGAGGGUCCCCAGCUCAAGUCCCCGUCCAGAUAAAAUCCUUAUUUAACGAUCAUCUGCAGGGUUGCCAACUUUCACACAUCUGGUGUGACUGUCACUCUUUCACCAUCAAUGUCACUCUCUCACGCCCGUUUAAGAAAUCUCACGCCGGAUGUCCACUGGAUCUGUCGCGUGUGCGAUUUGGCCACGGCACGGACUCACUCCAUCCUGUGCCAGGCGUCAAUGUCCACUGAGAAUUAUAGCGGUGCGCAUGCAAGCGACUAGAAUUGGCAGAUCGCAAAGAUCACACUGUCACGUGAUAAUCUACGGAAAUCUCCUCUGAGCCCCUCUUCAUGUUUGACUUCAGGCCUGGGGCCACCCACUUUCACGUCAUGUUGAUGUAGCGUUGUGUUCUUCCAGGAGCUUGCUGUUCACUUCCUGUAUGAAUGUAGAGCAGAAACCAUGAUGUUUUUUUCCAAACCUUACCAUGUGCUUUCAUUGCAAGGUGUCAUUGACAUGUUGUCCCAGAACAUUAACAACAGGCGCAGGAGGAUAUGAAGAUGAAAUGUGUAAUGUGCAAUUGUGAAAGUCCGCUGACAAAGCGGUGAUAUUUCGUCAGAAUGAGAACAGGCUGUCCGUAUCUGACGUUCUUGGAGGCGUCUCAGCUGACGCUUGUUACAUGCGUCCUGUCUUUUCAAUAGUUUUCACAGGAAAUGUUCAGUUUCUGCUCGGUAGAUAGUCUUUUUCAAAAUAAAAUUACAACAUGGGUAUAACACCUCGCAUGUACUUUUAUUUCUCUGUGCAACACAACACGUGGUUAGGUUUAGAAAAAAAAACAUCAUGGUUUGGCUUAAAAUAACGCCACGUAGAACAUUAAACUGUUACUAAAAUAACUCCAUUAAUUUUUGGUUUCACACAGGAAGUGAACAGAAGGCUCUGGGGUGAAAGUCCGGUGUUUGUUUUACCCGUCCACCUGUCCUACAUGGACAGUGGGUCUCAGCUGGUAGUGAGACCUUCAAAUGUCGUCUAAUAGAUAAAAUAAACAAAAUAAACUCACAAAAUGUGAAUGUGACGGAGCGGCCCCGUCACUGAGUGCAGGCAGUGCACACAUACACAUACACACACACACAGACACACAUGCUAUGCGCUAUGCGCUACACGUUACACCCCACUCAUCAAACAUUUCCGAGCCCCGUUCUGGUCCACUACAUUGGUUGCAAUUAUCGCCAUAAUUCACCGCCCCACAGUUCUGUAGUUCGCACGAGGGUGCACGCUCGCCGUUCUGCACGCCUGUUCAUACCCAUCCAUAUCACAUAGACACUCACUGCAGACGCCAGGUUGUCCUCCCCGCUGCCCUCUGUCAGACGCCGAAUCCGCCAAACAGGGGCGUAUCGAGUUCCUGGGGUUUAAAGGGGACGUAGCGGAAAAUGGUCACCUGAUUAAUUUAAAUGUGUGUUUGCGCUAAUUAUGUUUAUUUUGCAGUAUUGGAGAUUGUAUGUUGACAUGUUGAACAGUGAAUAUUUAAAGGAGGUAUUUCUCUGUAUGUAACUAUUUGUCAGUAUGUUUUUGGUUGUUUCUAUUUGUAGGGAAACACUGAUUUCAAAGUUAAUUAUUCUUUUUGUGUCAUGCCCAGUGGGAGGGGCUUAUGAUUUACAAGGCAGCCAUCUUGUUCAUGUUGGUGUGGAGAGUUGGUGGUACAUGGCAGGUAUUUGACAAGAAGACAAAGUAUUGAGUGAGCGUGUUUUUGGACUAUUGUCCUUGUUUUUUUGGCCGGUGGUCCAGCUGUAAUUUGGGUUAUUGAAGAACUCUGAACCCGCCACGUUCAACUACGAACUACGCCAUAUUUUUCCCGGAAGAACCCCGCUACAGUGAAUAAAGGAAAUAUUCCUACAGCUGUUGUCCUUAUCAGAUGGAGGAAGUACAACCGUCAACAGUCUCAGGACAAGUUUCCCUCUUUAACAAACAAAGACGAGCUGAACUACCGGACCUCAUUCGAAUUUUCAUUCAAAAUGGACAGAAACAAAAUCAUACUCGCCAAACCCAUCUUGGUUCAUCUCUCCACUGUUCCACAUGGAUACGUGCACAGAUCGACCUCAGGUGGUGUUCAAGCACCUGCACGUUUGGCCUCUGACCAUCAGUGCGUUUCUGUUCGACGUUUUUCUUCCAAUUCUUUUUCUAAUUUUGCAUUUUAGUUUUUAAGUUUGGCACAUGGCAUCAACUCUCAAUGCAUUUGAGUUUUAACCCUCCUUCUUUGACUGUGUCGUCACAGUAACAGAGCAUCCUGUAGAGCAGCGUCACGUCUUCCUGACCUGCCGGACAGACAAGUAACAACAGUGUCCGCCCUGAGCCUCGGCAUUGUUUGUAACUGUUAUGAAAUGAAACCAUCUCAAUACAGCCAGACUAAUGUAGGCAACAUCUCACCGUUCAGUUUAACAAUGAGUAAACUGGUCUGAUGUAAAAAUCACACCGUCUCCCUCCAACUCUGUCACAUUUAGUUCACCAGCCAGUGUCUUUUAAAACCAAAACUUAAUGUAAACUAUUGUUUGUGUCCCCCACACUGCAGCUCUGAUAGUUCAUUAAUGCCUCGUCCUCACCUCUGUACGUGACUGGUGUCUGUCGAUCCAUAAAUAUAUGGAUGCUGCCUCUAGUGUCCAACGCAAGGACAUGCAUGUUGGUAACACUCUCUAUGAAGAUCAUAUCUAUAAUGCUUUAUAAGGCCAUUCAUAGUGAGCUAUAAUGUGUUUAUAAUGCUCUAUGACUACACGCAAACACACAUAAUGCUUCCUGAUGCACUUUAUCAAACAGUCAGAAACAUUAUAGAUGUGAGUUAUAAUGAAUUAUAAGUGUCUUAUGGAUGUCCUUGACUCGUUAAAGCAAGUACCUCAACAAUCAGCUGUAGUAAAGACUCGUAGUCUGUUAUAAUAGUCCGUAUCAUAAGUUAUCACUGUGUAAAGUACAUAUUCAUGUAUCAAUGAUACUGUUUGCUUCAUCAUAACAUUUCAUUGUUGGUGUUCAGUAAAGUGUGAUUUAUUCUCAUGUAAUUAAAAUAAU
Epinephelus fuscoguttatus (brown-marbled grouper) is the source of this 7678-nucleotide messenger RNA. RefSeq names its product NACHT, LRR and PYD domains-containing protein 12-like. The coding region runs from base 1007 to 4402 and encodes 1131 amino acids. The record is from RefSeq and is a predicted model, not a curated record. Gene Ontology annotation, molecular function: protein binding. Lineage: Eukaryota; Metazoa; Chordata; Actinopteri; Perciformes; Serranidae. The transcript has 11 exons.